CGAAGUACUAGAGGAGCCGAGUCAUCUAUUACCACAAGUCUCGUACUACUCUCCCCCGCAGCCGCUAUAACUUAUUCUUCAAGAUCUGCAACAGAACCGUUUUCUAUACUAUAAGUAUUCGACAUUAAUUGAAAUAAUCAACAAUUUACCCAGAGCCGUCUUAUCAUCGACAUACCACACAGCCGACACGAUCUCGAGGAGGAGUGAUUUUAUCUCUCCCCAGUGAUCGUUCAUCCUGAUAAACCCAGCGCAUGACCUUGCUCCAUGUCUACUUUGCACUACGCAAGCAGCAAUCCUUUCACCGCCUGCUCAAUGGCGGUCCUGGACAACCUUCCACCUCUGUCAGCACCAGUAGCGGAAAAUCAUGGAAGCGUGCGGGGAUACUGAACUCAGGAAUGGCGCUCGAAAUAAAUGCCCUCGAUAACCUUGGCAGGUCGGUCCUGCAUCUGGCAUGCACCUCCACUGAGGCUUCAAGCCUGGAGUACGUCCGCAUGCUCCUUGCCCACCCAAGUAUCAACGUGAACAUCCUGGACAAGGAGAAUCACUGGACGCCCUUACACAGGGCGCUAUAUGUGGGAAACAUCUCUACUGCUAUCCUUCUAUUGAAGCGCCUGGAUAUCGAUACGUCGAUCAAGGAUUUAGAAGGGUAUACUGCUCACGACCUUUACAACUCAACUGUGAGAUCUGCAAAUCCUACCGAGGACGAAGAGACUCUUGCCGAGCUGUUUACCUGGGGUACGAACAGAAAUGCAGCAUUGGGGCUGGGCGAUGGAAAUGAUAGGGCAUACCCGGAUCAGGUCAUAAUUCCCCGUAAGGACGAUGCAGCAUACCAGCACACCAGGACCCUCGACGACCGCUUCGCCCCAAUCCAUGUCCGGCAAGUGUCGAUGUCCAAGCUUCAUACAGUCGUGCUCACCUCCGAGCCUCGGGAUAACAUCCGUGUGUGCGGCUUUGGUGGUGGAGGACGUUUGGGUCAAAGCCAACAUACACAGUAUGCCCUCACGCCCCUUCCUGACAUCAAACACACCAUUGAGUCCGUCGCGCUUGGCCAAGACCACACCCUCAUACUCACUUCGACCGGAGAAGUUCUCACCUGGGGACUCAAUCGCUUUUCUCAGCUUGGAUACGUCAUCGAGGUCUCAUCCUCCGCUAAACAAGACGAGCACAUCCAGGCUACCCCACGGAAAGUCGGUUCCUUGAGGAGAGAGUUUGUGAAAGGUGUUGCAGCGUGCAAGACCGCCUCUGCUUGUUGGACAGAUACGGAAGUAUGGACGUGGGGCACGAACGGCGGGCAACUUGGGUACGACAAGGCAUUGGUACCCGUCCAAGUGCUCCCUCGUAAAGUCUCCUGCAUAGUGAAGCCUGUUCGCGCAAUAGUGAUGACAGAAACCCUCAUGGCAUGUCUGUUUCUCACAGGCGAAGUCGUAUGUGUUUGGUCUGGAGGGGUUUCAAAGAUCAGUUUCCCCACCCAGAGAUUCCCUUCAGAAAUCUCUGUCUACCGGCCCCCGCAAGCAAUCAAGGGUCAGACCAUCAUAAAGCUCAGGAGCUGCGACGAUACCAUCGCCGCCCUCUCAUCGAAUGGGGAAGUAUUCACUUUUACUUCACAACCUAUUGGAGAAAGCGACUCCGCAAAGAGUUCCCCUGCUUUCAAGCCUCAACGCAUAUGGGCCCUAAGACGUCAGUUCAGUGCUGUACAGGAUGUUGACAUUGGGGCCGAUGGAAAUGUCAUAGUCUGCACCCAGUCUGGACAUGUUUACGUUCGCUUGCGGAGUGCCAAAGGAGGUCAAGGCCCCGGUGCCAAAGCAUUCAAAUUCCAGCGCAUACCGUACAUCCAGCGUGCUGUUGCUGUCUGUGCAAACAGCACAGGGGCGUUUGGGGUUCUGCGUGUUGACUUUAAUCCACUGCCCAUCAUCGUCACGGCGCGUUCAUUUUCAUGUGACAUUACUAAGAUUCAGCCAUACCUAGGUCCGUCAUCGCGUGCGGAGGCACCAUCUACUAUACCAAACACGACGACACCUCUCUUGGAUGCUGACGAAGAUAGCGAGGACUUAUCGAUUCAAGAUGAUAUCGGGGAUCUCUCGAAGCUGCUUCAGGUUCUAGACCAACGCAAGAACGCGCCAGAUAUCGCCUUGCCCCAUCAUGCCGACGUAGUUGUUGUCACUCCCGGUCCACUGUACCUUCCGGCUCACCGGCUUAUUCUCGCUGUGAGAUGUCCGGUAUUAGGUGACAUGUUGCAUACCGGACGUCCGUUACAUGAUAAAUCUUCAGGAAUUGAGAUCAGUCUUGUCCCAGGAGACACAGUCCACAUUCAAAUAAUCGGAUGUCAUCCUUUCACGGUCCUUAUCCUCCUUCGAUACUUGUACUCGGACCAGCUUCUCGCCAUCUGGGAUUUACGCAUCGGAACCCCCUUUGUGUCCCAAUUUCAAACAUUUUCUGUGAAGCCUGUAGCAAUCAAGGCCGAACUUCAAUCACUCGCACGUAUAUUCAAUCUUCAACUUCUUUUGAAAGCACUUCAAUCGCCAGGGAAGCGGGUCCCCACUCCUUCACAGUCAGAAGACUUUCGCCUGCUCUACCAGAGAACCCAGUUAACUGGGCGUUUACGGCAUAAUACAAAAGAAGACUCCCUUGCGCCCGACGUCGCGCUCCACCUCGCCGACCAGGUCGUCGUUUGGAGUCAUUCAGUGGUGCUACAAGCCCGUUGUCAAUUCUUCGCCAGCUUCUUUGAAGAUAGUGUAUGGUCAUCUAAGCGUCGUGAUAAGUCGGGUAUCAUCGAUGUUGAUCUCAAGCACUUGGAGUGGCAGGUCAUGCAAUAUGUCGUUCGAUGGAUAUGUUAUGGAGAUGAGAACUUAUUUGAAUCUCUUGACUUCGUGCAAGGAGUAGACGACCUGCUAUCCUUCAUGUUCUCUGUUCUUUCCGCAGCGAAUGAACUUUUACUCGAUCGCCUGAUGCUUCUCUGUUCACAAGUCAUUUUGAAGCAUCUCGAUGUUUAUAAUGUGUGCUAUUUGCUUACUGACGCAACGCACAUCAACGCGACCCAUCUCGUUGAACGCCUGCAAAGUUACAUCACUGCAAAUCUGGAGAUGAUGCUAGAAGGUCACAUGCUCGAGGACCUCGACCCUUCCAUUGUGCGGCAGCUUUCUGAGUACAUCCGUAGCGCACAGAUGACGAAGUCCCUGGUCUCUCGUUCUAACUUACUAGCGAACCAAGCGCUGCGGAAGCAUGCCGAAUGGCUUGCUCAACAGGAUAUUCCAGUCAUCUUUGAACCUGUAGACAGGCCACAGGUUCACAGGGAUUCUCUGAAGUCACUGACUGCGGGCUCGAUCAAAACUCGCUCUAUUUCGAGUCUAUCUGUGCAUGCGGCGGCAGAUCCGCGCAAGGCUACUGAUGGCGGGCCGUCAGGAGACGAGCUGUUCGUGAUGGACGAAGUACCCUCGUCAGAUAUCACUCCUAAUCAUCCGGUACCCGUGGCUGCUGAACCGUCUGGACCAGUACCAGUAUGGAAACGGCCCAUCUCCGCUCCCAGGACCGAUCUCAAAGCCAUUAUGGCAGAGGCUGAAAACACCAAAACAUCUGGUGUUGCGAAUAGAGCAACACGCGGUGCUAUAGCCAAACCUAGUUCGGAGUCUUUGACACAAGUAGCUACGUUACAGCGUAGGACCGUAGGCUCGCCAAAGCCUGACGCGUCACCGACACCACGUCGAACGCUGUCCGAUCUUGACUCGGGAAAGUCAUCGCUUCCCGAAUUAUCCGCCACCGUGAAGCCAACGCAUGCGAGAACACCUCAGCGGCCAGUUCCUCAAGCCGUACCUUCAUCUUCGAAGCCCCAGCCGAAUGCAUCUUCACUCGGACCCGUCUUUUCCCCCGUUCGACAGGUGCCUUCGACAUCCAGUUCACCAGGUCCCCGACGUGUUUCGAAUACGGGUGCCGCAUGGACACUUCCGCCUGUUCAGCCGGUGGUGCAAUCGAGCGUUACAGAAUCAGCCUCGCUUUCAUUUGCUGAGAUACAACAGUUACAGCUUCUGCAGGGCAUGCCUGCACCAAAGGACAAGCGAUCGCUUGUCGAGAUUCAAGAAGAGGAGCGAGCCAUCCAACUAGAGGCAGACUUUAUGAAAUGGUGGGCGGCGGAAGAGGCGCGUACUCAAGAAGAAGCGCACAGUGCUUCUCAAACGCAAAUUCAACGUGCUACUCCUCCUAGGAGCAAGAAUCGAGGAGGGAAGAAGCAAUCUUACAAUACUCGCUCGAAGACUGGUGAAGCACACCCUGCUCAGGGUUCCAGCCGUUCCAAGGAGGGGGGGAAGUACUCCAUGGUACCGGAAACUGCUGGUGCAAUGCCGCAGGUUGGAGGAUCCAGCCCAAAGAGUCGAAGGAGACAGGACGCUGCUGGGUCGGCGGUCCACGAUUCUAUCCAUGUUCAACGGUCGAAGGGGCGGUGAACUAUGUAACAAGCCUCCAACCAGCGAACUUAUAGCAAUGGUAUGGACUAUGGGGACUGUCGAAAGGAAAGUAUGAGCGCCAAAGCGAUACCCAAUGAUCUGAAGUUACGUAGAAGCACGCGGGCGAAUGCCAGGAACUUUGUACACUGGUACACACUCUGACCUGACUACAUAGAUUCUGUUAAACUGUCCAUAUUGUAAACGGCGUCCUCACGCACAAUAUACAUCUGUUUCAAUGCAGUUCA
Messenger RNA from Suillus bovinus, 4678 nucleotides. RefSeq lists its product as uncharacterized. The transcript is spliced from 13 exons. Lineage: Eukaryota; Fungi; Basidiomycota; Agaricomycetes; Boletales; Suillaceae. The record is from RefSeq and is a predicted model, not a curated record. Gene Ontology annotation, molecular function: protein binding. Bases 252 to 4433 code for a protein of 1393 amino acids.